AGCCUAGAUUUGAUAAGUAUAAAGUAUACGUAAUUGUAAUAAUAAUAAAAUAUAAAUCGGAAACUUUGUGAAAAUGUUUUGUAGGCUUUGCCACAACAUCAUAACUGAUGGGAAUUUCAAAGUAAUAGAAGAAACUAUUAGAGAAGUUCUAGAGGUUCUUCUAUUGAAACUGGAUUUUGAAGAUAAUAAGCCUGUAAUGUGCAAUGCAUGUUCCUCAAAACUUUUUGCAGCGUUCCAUUUCAAGUCGAGGUGUAUGGACACAGAGGAUAGUAUUUUUCCUUAUGUUAAUUCCGAAAUUGUUGCGCCAAUCGAUUUAAAAGAGAUUUAUCUUAAAGAGAGACAUAAAGAACAUUUAAGAGGAAUAUUAGAAGAUGAGAGAAUUUGUCGGUUAUGUAUGCAGAUAACCAGUUGUAAUUUCACAUCAGUAAAAGACGUGGGUACUGACAUGAUUCAUAAAUAUAUUCCGGAAGUGAAUUUUAACUCGACCAAAGAACCAGUUAUAUGUGCAGUUUGUCUUGAUUUGCUGAGAAUCCACAGUAGUUUCUUAAGGGAUUGUUCAGAUACAGAGAAGGGCACUUAUGACGACAGGCCGGUAGAAAAUUCAUUUCAUAUUAUCACUGAAAAAAUUGAAGUAAAAUCUGAAGAUGAAGAUAAUAAUACUCUCUAUGACGAAGAACUCGUUGACCAAGCAGCCAAGGAGGGUCCAAAAUCGCAACACUCAAAAUUAUUUGUAUGCGAUAUAUGCGGGUUUCAAACCAAAUACAAAUGCAAUGUAAAAGUUCACCAGUUGAAACACCAAGAUCUUUCUGAGGUGUCAUCAUAUAAGUGUGAUUUGUGCGAUUUCGAAACAAAGUACAAAAAGAGCAUAAUAAGUCAUCAAUUAAAACACAAGGACUGUUCCCAGAUUCAAAUGUACAAGUGUGAUGUGUGUGAUUUUAAAACUAAGCACCAGGCAAGCCACCUACGCCAUCAGACGUUACAUAAGGAUAUUUCAGAGAUUCAAAUGUACACGUGUGAUAAGUGUGAUUAUAAAUCCAGUCAAAAGGGCCACCUCAGACGUCAUAAGUGCUAUAUGCGAAAGUACAUGUGUGAUCACUGUGAUUAUGAAACCAAGGUCAAGAGGGAAUUUAUAUUUCAUCUACAUAGAAGACACAAUAUCAUUUCCGAAAAGUACAAAUGUGAUAAAUGUGAUUACGAGACCGUGUAUAAGGGUGCCUUGAAAAUACAUCAGUUCCAACAUGAAAAACUUUCUGAGGCGGAUUUGUACAGGGAUACUCCUCCAUGUGAUGGUGAAAAUGUCAAUUGCAAAGCCAAGGAAGAUCUAAAAUCUCAUCAGUCGAAGCAAGAGAAUUUUUCAGACACACGAAUAUACAAGUGUUAUAAGUGUACUUAUAAAACCAGGAUCAGAAGCCAUUUUACAUACCAUCAACUGAGUCACAAAAAGCUCUCCGAAGUAUUGGCUUACAAAUGCGAUAUUUGUGGUUUUCAAACCAAGUACAAAGGAAAUCUACCGUCUCACAAAUUGAAACACAAAGAUCUUUCUGCGGUGCAAUCGUACAAAUGUGAUUUGUGCGAUUUUGAAACCAAGUACAAAAAGAGCAUGACGAGUCAUCAAUUAAAACACAAAAACUGUUCUCAGACUCAAAUGUACAAGUGUGAUGUGUGCGAGUUUAAAACUAAGCACAAGGCAAGCCUGGUGCGCCAUCAGAUGUUGCACAGGGACAAUUCAGAAGUUCAAAUAUACAAGUGUGAUCAGUGUGAUUAUAAAUCGAACCAGAAGGGCUACCUCACGAUGCACAAGUUGAGACACAAAGAUGUUGCCAAUGCGCAAACAUAUACGUGUGAUCAGUGUGACUAUGAAACCAAAUUCAAAAAGAACCUCACAGCUCAUCUACAAAAGCACAAAGACAUUUCGGAGGAACAAAGGUACAGAUGCGAUAAAUGUGAUUACGAAACAAAAUAUAGGAGCGCCUUAAAAUCCCAUCUGUUAAAACACAAAGACCUUUCCGAGACGGAUUUGUACAAGUGCGAUAAAUGUGAUUAUGAAACUAAGUACAGGAGAGCCUUAAUAAAGCAUCAUUUGAAACACAGAGACCGUUCCGAGACGCAAAUGUACACAUGCGAUUUGUGUGAUUACGAAACCAAAUAUAAGAGCAGCAUAAAAUCGCAUCGACUGAUACACGAAGACCUCUCUGCCGUGCAAACAUACAAGUGUGAUACGUGCGAUUUUGAAACAAGGUAUAAAAAGUCCCUAAAAAAUCAUGAACUAAAACACAAAGAUAUGAAUAUAUAAUCGAUAUAUUUCAAAUGACUUACUGAAUUCAAGAUAAACCUUUACGACUUCAAAUAUUGCACAAGGAUUUUCCUGAGAUUUGAAUCUACAUUUGUUAUUAUGAAAGUGAAAUGACUGAUGUUGACAGAUUAAGGUACGAGACGAAAUAAUCAGACAAGGACAGAGAAAUUAACUCGAUCCAAACCUAUCUCCUCGCAAGUACAAUUUUCUGGUUCGGCAAACUCGACCAAACCAUGUUAAUUUACUUUCUUGCGAAAAUGUCAAACUACAGCUAGUUGUAGUUAACUAAGUUAGUGGCUUCUGGCCAAAAACUUUAAUUGAAAUAUUCUUGAAGAUGGAUUAGUGAGUUAUGUUUUGUUUAUUUUUAAUUUUGAAACCUACCAUAAUGUAUCAUCAACAAAAAUAUGAAUA
Molecule: messenger RNA, 2704 nt
Organism: Anoplophora glabripennis (Asian longhorned beetle)
Lineage: Eukaryota; Metazoa; Arthropoda; Insecta; Coleoptera; Cerambycidae
Product: zinc finger protein 142-like
Exons: 5
Coding region: 74-2293 (739 amino acids)
Biological process (GO): regulation of transcription by RNA polymerase II
Cellular component (GO): nucleus
Molecular function (GO): DNA-binding transcription factor activity, RNA polymerase II-specific; RNA polymerase II transcription regulatory region sequence-specific DNA binding; zinc ion binding
Source: RefSeq, a predicted model, not a curated record